AUGGCUUGCAGACAACACAUCGCGGUAGUUCUGGCUAUUUGCCUGUUGGCUCAAGCGUUCGCCUUGCCCGCGAACCCCAAACCAGCUCGAUGGAGAAGAGACGAUUUUGAUAACGAGCUAAGCGAUCCCUUUGAUAAGAAAUCUGACUCUGUAUCUACAUCAACAUCAUCGUCGAUCACAGUCGACCCGUUCGCUGAUGAUGACGACGACGACGAUUUCAGCGAGUCAAUGCAGUCAUCACCUACCACCGGGGGUAGCAACCUGUUCAGCCUGUUGCGUCUCGCCGGCGCCCUGUUCCCGGGCUCUUCCACUAGUAAUAACUUCUUGUCGAACAUGUUGAGAGAGAUACUAAACUACAAUCAGGGAUACUUCUUACUGCGACGUCAGGAUGUCGAUAAAAAUACAAUCGAAAUUGAUUAUGUAAAAGGCUUGAAACCUCCACCGCCGCCUUUCGAAAGGCAAGAAUCCGCUCAAGAUGAUGGUUCUGAAAGUGAUGAGGACUCAGACAGUGGUGAUGAUGAUGACAAAGCCGGUGGAGGUGAAGAGAGCGUCGAAGAAGAUAAGAACGGUGACAUCGAUGAUGAUGAUAAUGCAUCAAACGCUUCGGACGAUUAUGAUGAGCCACCCGAGGGUGAUGGACAGGGUGGUGGAGUCCUUGGAAUUUUAGCUGGAUUAAGCGGAGGAGAAGAUGGACAGUCAGAUUUGGGUGAUUUAUUGGCAACUAUAAGUGGAAUAGUUGGAAAUCUCAGUGGUGACGGUAUAGAUCUUAACGCCCUCAUCGCAUCGGGUUUAGGACUCUUCGUUGGAUUAUUGUCAGAGGGUGAAGAAAACCCUGGAACAGUCAUCGGUAGUUAUCUGUUGACUUCUUUGGAUUCCAUCACAGGAGGCGGCGCUCAAAACAAUGGUGCUUUCUUUGGAAAUUUAGUUUCCAAAUUAGUGAAGGGGACAAGUGCGGUAUGUAUAACAUUUUAACAUUAUUUUUCUUCUGUUCUAAACUUAGUUCUCAUUUGAUCAAAUUUUUUUGUUGUUUUUGUUGUUGUCCAAAAAAAUAAAGACAAGCUGUCAGUUUUUUGCUAAAUUUACUGUAGAAAGAUACUUUCUGUAGAAAGACUGAAUUUGGUGCGUUAUAAGUUAUUCUUUUCUACCAGUUCAACGUGGAAAGUGAAAAGAAAAAUCACACCUGCUGAACAGCCAGAAGGUGAUUCCGAUGAGAAUGGCGGUAACGGAGGGCCAAUGUCUGACUCCACCGGAUUCUUUGCAAGUUUGCUGAUGGGACUCCUUGGAGACAUGUCGAAGACCAGCUCCAGUGGCAGCUCGCAACCCUCGCGAAGAUAUGAGCGGACAGAUGGAACGAGUUAUAUAAACGAAGAUGACAAAAGAUCACUAAUUACCUUUCGAUAUAUAUAUACAUAAAUACUUUGUGUGCUUUAUAUUUUUGUAAAUAAAUCGAAUUAGAAAACAAAUAAUUAGAUAAAUUAUUUUUUCCAGAUUUUUUUAAGGUAACAUAAUCGUGUAAGUAAAAACUUAUCUGUUUGUAUUUUAGCAAGUACAUGUAAUGCAAAUGUUAUGUCAUAGGUAGUAAUGUAGGUACUAUUUUGACUGUAGAAGAUUUUUACGCAUCGACCAUCUCUUUAGCUCUUUGUCAAAGCGACGCGACGCGACGCAUCAUGUUUUUCGCCUGUAACUCAGCACCCCAAGUGUGAGUUGCGCCUCGAUUUAACUUU
Chilo suppressalis (striped riceborer) is the source of this 1724-nucleotide messenger RNA. The record is from the annotation of a GenBank genome assembly. NCBI's taxonomy places the organism in Eukaryota, Metazoa, Arthropoda, Insecta, Lepidoptera, Crambidae.